UGUGGGGUUAUGUUAUGUGUCAAAAUCAAAAUUAUUUGGUAAAAGACACAAAAUAACAAUAAAUUGAACAAUGAAUUGAGCAUUUUUACAUUUCCCGAAGGAACCAAAAGACAUGGACGAGCUGAAGCACAAAAUUCUCGGCUUACUCAACAAGCAGACUCCCAAAAUUCCCUCGAUGGGCUUCUCGGACGCGAAUUACCAAUUUUUACAACCGGGAACCCUAUCGAUCAACAGCAAAACGGUAACGGAAGUCAAUCGGCCCGCCGACCAGGACAUUCUCGAGAGCAUAGAGAAGGCGUACUUCUCGGUAUCCGAGGACUUCGACAUUUGCCGCUUCGAAUUGAGCAAGCUGCCCGAGUAUCUCGACUGCGACGAUAUUCAGCGCGAUUUCAAACGGCUGAAGCAGCAGCACCAGGUCGUCGCGAACAAGGUGCUGCAGCUGAUCUUGGAGCAGACGGCGAAUUGCGAGGAGGAGUUUCUGCGCGUUUUGGAGGUGCGCGACCGGCUCGCCGAGACUCUGGCGUCGUGCAGGGUCAGCAGGCGCGAGUUGAACGUCGCCGAGCAUCAGUUCAGCAGCAGUUUGAGUAUUCUCGCGAACUAUCGGAAGCGGAAGCUUGUGCAGAACCUGCUUAACAAUCUCAACACGAUUAAGACUCUGCACUGUACCGGGCAGCGUCUCCAGGAGCUCCUCUCCGAGGAAAACUACGCGGGCGCCAUCGAGCUGCUGCAGGAAUGCCAGGCGGCCGCGAACACCUACCGGCAUUUUACGUGCGUUGCCUCGCUAACGAACAAGCUGCAGGAGACGCUCCAGGAUACCGAGGAGAAGCUCGACAAGGUCCUGGCCCAGAUGUGCUUCUACUUCGACUCGGUGCGCUACGCCAAGCUGCAGUCGGCCUACAAACUCCUGGGGAAGACGCAGAUCGCCAUGGAUCACCUCCAUAUGCACUACUCCAGUGCGAUCUACAACACCGCGCUGAACAUCGUGCGAGUACACGCGACCUCCGCCGACGUUCACGAGACCGCCGCCGACGUCAGCGAGAGGAAGCCGUACGACAAGCUGUGCCUGCGCAUCGAGGAGGGGAUGUUCAUUCCGUGUCUCGUCGAGCUGUGCAAGUCGCUCUUUAAGAUCGUCCUCAGCUACCACCAGCUGCGCCGCUGGCACUUCAGCCUGGACGACUCCUCCGACGAUCUCGAGGAUAACUUCAACGUGCAGUACGUCAAGCAGAAGCUCGAGAGCGGUCUCAUGAAGAUGUGGCACGACGUCCAGAGCAAGGUCUCCGUUCUGCUGCUGAACGGCAACUUGGCGUCAUACAAGUUCGAUCAGUUCGUCGUAAUUCUAGGCGUCGUGCAUCGGCUGAUGGAGGUGGGCGAGGAGUUUUGCGGCAGCAAGUCGGACGACCUGCAGGAGUCGAUUCGCAAGCAGAGCUUCAACUACUUCAAGAACUACCACGUGCAGCGCCUGGACGAGCUGCGCAUCUUCCUCGAGAACGAGAGCUGGGAGCUGUGCCCGGUGAAGGCGACGUUCGACGUUCUCCAGCUGCAGGAGUUCAAGCCGUUACGUUCGAUUUUGAAGACUUACAAAAUGAAGCCGUACGCGAACACUCCCGACUGCAGCUCGUCGAACAACUCGCAGGACGGGAGCAGCAUCGUCGGUGAGCGAACCGAUUUACUUUGGCAUUUGCAUCGCGGUUCAUUUUCAGGUAACUACUUCUUGCGGUACUCCGAGCACGGUACUCCCUUCGAUCGGUCUCUGGACGAGUCCGUCGUUCAGGAGGAUAUUUUGGCGACCGGCGACGAGGGUGGGGGGUAUUUUUCGGACGAGACGGACGACGAGUCAGAGGAGUUGAAGCAGGAUUUCGUCGACGAUUACGAUAACAUUCAAAGAUCGUCUCCGGAGAAAAAGGAGAAGCGCCCUUCCAAAUCCCCGAUUCUCACAAACACGUCCUUAUCGCUCCUGCGACAGAUAGGAAAAUAUCUACAAAUGUCUCAGCUGCUUCGACCGAUAGCCUUCGACGUAAUCAUGUGCAUGACUCAACUCUUCGACUUCUACCUGUACACCGUGCACCUCUUCUUCGCCUCGGAUCUCACGGUCGCGAGCGCCGCCCUCUACUCGCUGAAGCUGAACGGCACGCUCAAGCGCAUCGCCGACAGUCUGAUACUCGACGGCGAGUCUUCCGAUUUUAGUAAAAUACCGAAACCCCACCUCUCGCCCAUCGUCGAUCUGAACCGAUCCGACACUCUCCACGGACUGUCGGAGCGCGUCGCCGCCGUCGAAAGUCUGAUUUUUCUAGCGAAGCAGUACGAGUUCCUGCAGGGUUACUUGGAGUACCUACUUCCGCCCAACAACAAGAUUCUUCUGCAACAGUUCUUUCAGCAGACGAUCGUCGCCAGCACCGACCUACGCAGGCCGAUCUACAUGUGCGUGGCCGCCCGCGCCUUCGACUUGAGGCAGAAUCUAAUGGCAAUGUCAAAGAUCAACUGGGAGGUAAAAGACGUAAUGUCCCAACACAAUUCCUACAUCGACGUAUUUCUACGGGAGGUGCAAAUAUUUCGAAUACGACUCGAGGAGAUCAGUUCGGGAAUUCCCGUCUCCGGCGACGUUCAAAACCUGCUGUGGGAGAGCAUUGCGCAUAUCAUUACUCACACUCUCGUUCAGGGAUUCUCGGAGGCGAAACGGUGCACGAACGGCGGACGCGCCCUAAUGCAGCUCGACUUCACUCAAUUCCUAUCGAAGUUCGAAAAGAUCUCGUCGCUUCGGCCCGUGCCGCAUCGCGAGUACGUCGAGAACUACGUCAAGGCGUACUAUCUCCCCGACUCAGAGCUCGAGAGGUGGAUACGCGAGCACUGCGAGUACUCGUCGAAGCAUCUGUACGGGCUCGUCAGUUGCGCUUGUCAAAAUAAUAAAAAGACGAGGCAAAAGUUAAUACAGCUAAUAGAAGAAUUGGAGAGAUCUGCACAAAGAUAGCGUUACCGAUUUUAGCGCAAUUUUUUUAUAUUUUUUACAAAUUAUUCCCUUUAAUAUAUAUACGUUUUUAUUUCUAAAAGUAA
Molecule: messenger RNA, 3048 nt
Organism: Photinus pyralis (common eastern firefly)
Lineage: Eukaryota; Metazoa; Arthropoda; Insecta; Coleoptera; Lampyridae
Gene: Vps50
Product: syndetin
Exons: 10
Coding region: 113-2965 (950 amino acids)
Biological process (GO): retrograde transport, endosome to Golgi; endocytic recycling
Cellular component (GO): EARP complex
Molecular function (GO): SNARE binding
Source: RefSeq, a predicted model, not a curated record